Rubroshorea leprosula is the source of this 1658-nucleotide messenger RNA. The record is from the annotation of a GenBank genome assembly. Lineage: Eukaryota; Viridiplantae; Streptophyta; Magnoliopsida; Malvales; Dipterocarpaceae.
CAAAAAACUGAUUUUUAUUCUCGAUACUGAGCCGAUUCUGUUCGUUUCCCGUCUGUAGGGUUAGGUUUUGCCCUUUUUUUCUUUUUCUUUGACCAUCUCUUCAUCGUUUUCUCCCGAUUGCGGUUAUAUAGAGUGACAAUCGGAGAGAGGAGGUGUGUAGACAAGGAGGUUCAGAGCACCGACGGACGGAGGAGACUUGCCGGAAUGACGACGACGAUAUGAUGUGAUAUUCGUGUGUCGUUUUUGGUUGACUUUGAUCUGGAGAUUUUGGAGGGGGGGUGGGAUAUUGACGGAUCGGUCGGGGAUUAACUGUUCUGGAAGAGACUCGAUUCUGAGUUUUUCAGGGGGGUAAGAGGAUGUCAUCGUCGAAUUCGCCGUGUGCGGCGUGCAAGUUUCUUCGUCGGAAAUGCACGCAAGAGUGCGUGUUCGCGCCGUAUUUCCCACCGGACCAGCCGCAGAAAUUCUCCAAUGUGCAUAAGGUGUUCGGGGCGAGCAAUGUUGCGAAAAUCCUCAACGAACUCAACGCGUCGCAGCGGGAGGACGCUGUGAACUCGCUGGCGUACGAAGCGGAGGCGCGGCUUCGUGAUCCGGUUUACGGUUGCGUUGGUCUUAUCUCGAUCCUGCAGCACAGGCUGAAGCAAGUGCAGAGCGAUCUCGAGCACGCCAAGAAAGAGCUGGCGACCUAUAUCGGACCUCAGGCUAUGCUUCCUAUAUUGCAGCCUUCAGCUUUUAUGCUCCAACAGCACGUGGGUAGCGCGUCUUCCUCGGCGGUUAUGCAACAUAACAUGAUGCCCAUGAUGGGGAUUCCCACGGGGCCCACACCUCAUGGGGGUCAGUUGGUGAUCCGGGAGCCACAGGCUCAACAGCAUCCGCAUCAGGUCUUUGAGGCGCAGCAGUUGGCUGCCGUGGUGGCGGCUAGAGAACAGCAGGAGAUGCUCCGUGGCUAUGAACAUCAGCAGCAGGGUCAGCAUCAUCAUCAGCAACCAGAAGUUUUGAGGUUUAACAGUGGUGGGUUUGAGGGGGCAAGUUCGGUGACUCCUACUGGGUUCAAUCAGAUUUCCACCGUGACAGGCGGUAUGUCUUCUUCUUUGGGUCUUGGAACCUUUGAUAAUCCUUAUGGUCAGAUUCAUCAGCAGCAACAAGAGCAACAUCACCACCAUGCUCACGGGCACCCGCUUCAGGCACAACUUUUGCUCCAGUCUCAACCAACACAGUCACAGCAGCAACAACCACAGCAAAGUCAGCAAGGGUCCAGCUCCGGGAACGAGGACAGAAGGAGUGUUGGUCCUUCUUGUUAAAGAUUUCCCUGGCAGCUCGUGUGCCUUCUCGCUUUUGCCUGAAAGCAAAUUUUCAUUCUAGCUCAUAUCUGCAGAGUACAAAAUGAACAGAGAAAUAGAGAGAGAGAGAGAGAGAGAGAUUGGAGGAGAUUUAACAGCUGAGAGAUCCGAAUUCCAGCAUUAUUUUUUGGGUUUUAUGAAGACUUUCCUUGGAAAAUACAGUUUAAAAAAAUUAAUAGCAUUGAUCUUGGAGUACGUACAGUUGUUUUUUGUUUUCAGUUUAACUGGAGAUGCCAUGGCUUAUUAUAUAAAUGGGUAAUCAUCUCUAAAGUUUUUUUUUUUUUUUUUGGGUUUAUCUUUGAAUGAAUCUAUUAAUUACAU